ACAUAAUUGUGUCCCAUCACUGCUCGAGUCGAGUGCCGGUGAAGGUUUGAUGCCUUGAUGUCGCUGCAGCGCGUCGCAAGGAGCGGCAAAGUUCACACAAGCCAGUUCUUCAAGACGAAACGGGAAGAAGCGGAAAAAGAAUAGCGUGAAAAGUAUGGAAGUGCACCGAAUGGUGGUGGAAAAGAGUGUGAAUGUUUGCUUUGGCCUCAACACCACCGCGCGGUUGACGGUUUCAACGGUGUUUGGAAAAUAACCCGCGAGUUGGCCGCAUUUUGUUACGCAGAGGAAGUGCAGUGACGCGAGCAUCACAUACCAACAACGCGCGGUGCGUCGUGUGUGUUGUCUGCGGUGCGAAGGUAAAAAGCGUCGGUGAAAUCAUCAUCUCUCGCCUUUUGCGUUGAAAUAAUCACCGCAUGCCUCACGGAGUUCAAGUUCUACCUGCGUAUCGUCAACGAAUGCAACGAACGCGCGCGUAUCUUGCGAAGAAAGCCAGCAGGACGACGCCACUUGACAAACCCGUGUUGGCAUCACAAUAAAAGGAGAAGGAUAAAGCGGGCGUGCGUGAGAGUAAAAGAGACACACCGAAACAGCAGCAACAGGACUGCAUUUUGUGCGUGCCAAGGUUGGGGUGUUCUAUUAGUAGCUGCAUUUUCGUGUAGUGUGUGGUGAGCGAAGAAAAUAAGCAGUAAGCUUGGAAAAGUAGGCCGAGGUUUGUAAACGAAUCGAGCAGCGACGAGCAGCCAUCCGGUGGAGGAUGGAAAACCUGGAGCAGCUCUCCGACGACGAGCUGCGGCUUCGGCUGGUGCAGUGUGGGCUUCCGCUGCUGCCGGUAACGUCCACUACGCGAAAGAUUCUGAUCAAGAAGCUACGCCACUUUAUCGAGAACGAAAAGCAAAAGCUGCACCGCGACUCGUCCAAGGCCACUCGCUACAGCUCCGGCGAGGAAUCGGACAGUAGUGAUGGGUUGCGGCGGACGGCGGCUCAACGGAAAUCACUUGCCGCCAGCAGCAGCAGCAGCAGUAACACGCGCGUUGGACGAAGCCAACGGGCGACCGUUGCCGGGGCACUUCCUUCCAUGGCAAUGCCACCACCGACAGCAGCGGCAUCGGCAGCAUUGGGCCGCCCGUCGAUGAAGCGAAUCCCAAACACUAGCAGCAUAUCAACGUCACCGGUAUUGUCCACCCACUUUGGCGCAGCUAACGGUGGCAACGCCGUGAACAAUCAUCAUCACGCUGGAACGGCGGGAAGCAGUACGAAAGCGUCCCUCUCGCCAACGUCCAGCAGCUCAAUCUACAUCUCACCGGUCAUCGUACACGACAGCGAGGAGGAUGACUAUCCUCACCCUUCUUCCCUGCGUGGGGGUCCUCCUAUCCGAGGUUUUGGAAACGUAUCAACACCACCGCAGCCAACGUCGCACAGUUCGCUGUUCCGGAAGAUGGCCUCACUGGCCCCAAACAUAACGCCUCCGUCCGCGAACAGCAGUAUGUAUAGCAAUAUAAACAGCUCCGUCGCCGGUGGCGGAAGUAACAACAACAACAGUGGAGGUGCAGGUGCGCUGUUGAACGAUUCGAACGGAUCUUCGAACGGCGCGGCGAACGACUCUUCUUCUCCCUCCUCCACGCCGUACAUUAGCGAGUACACGAAGCGGUUGAUGCAGCUGCGCGGGGAGACGGUUUCGCAGGAGAACUACAACAGUGCCAUCAGUGGAAUCAUUGGCCGGCGGGGAAGCAACAGUGGUGGUGGUAUACCGGCACCUUUUCCCAUUUCAUCUCGUUACGGUGGUCCAAGCCAAGCAUCGGGAAUGCUGCAUCACCCGGGACACUUGCGAUUCAAUAAACCGAACGCAACCGCUGGUGGUGGUGGUGGUGGUGGUAGUGCGGGCAACUCUGUCCCCUCGUCACCGUUGGGAACGGCCGGGUCCAUAAUCGCGGGCAAUCAUAUCCGACAGCGGUACAGUCGCUUGCAAGCGGGAGGUAUAGGAGGCGGUGGUCAGUACGAGUUCAACGAGAACGAUAUAGUAACGCACGCGCAACCAUCACCCGACCCACCGUCGAUUCCGUAUCGGGUGCGGAUCGGCAAUAUGAUCAAAAGGCUGGACGACGCCUACGGCUUCAAGCAGACGUUCAUUCCGUGCGCCCUGCUCUGUCUGCUGAUGGCGUUUCUGCUGUUCGUCGCGUUUAUGUACAUGACGAUCAGCACCGAUCUGGCCAGCACACUUAGCUCCAUCGACACGCGGUACGAUCUGUGCGAGAAGGAGGGUGGAAUCGCUGGCACAACCUGCGUUCAAUCGGGCGACGUUGAACCGGCCCUGGAGUUGCUGAAGCUGAUCGGAAACGAGCUGAAGGCACGCGUUGAACAGCAUCACUGCCGGGACGCAGCAACCGUCUCGGGGCUAAUGUCGGCCGGCGAAGCGCUCAAGUACGCCAAAGAGAACUCCCCGUCUGUGCUCAUCCCACAGCUCACGCGCCACCUGCACGCCAUGGAGUAUCUAAUCGAUCGGAACCCGCAGUGGCGGAUCGAUCAUUGCGGCUCCGAGGGGGAACCGAUCGCGUUCGCGGAGGUGCUCGACCGACGCGCCACCCGCUCGAACCAUUUCACCAUCCUCCGGCCAAAGCUUCCCUUCACCUGCAUGAUGUACAACAAGUUCCAGAAGUUUUUCAUCGUCGUCGGCGCCCUUGCGAUCGCGGGAAUUGUGGCGCUGGCCGCGAACUAUCUGUUCCGGUUCGUCCUUCAGGUGAAGCAGAAGCGGCGCGAACAGGUCCACGGUUUGAUCAGCGAAAUUAUCCACGCCGUCAGUCAGGCGGCGGCGAACGCUUCGGAUGCGGCCGCUGCGUCGGGCGGUAAGGAACAGGAUGCACGCGUUGUCAUCAGUCAUCUGCGCGAUCGGUUGCUCGGGCCGGCCAACAGACGGAAGCUCGGAUGGGCGUGGGACGAAGCGCUGCAGUUUCUCGAGCACAACGAAAGCCGCAUCCUUUUUGAGGUGGGUUCGAUCGGAGGCGAGGACUUUAAGAUGAUGCGUUGGAUCGAUAGCGCACCGUUGGCGACAUCGGUUGGCGGAGGCUCACCGUCGGGGGGUGGACGUGCUGGAGCAGCCGGAGCAGCAGCUCUCGGUGGAGGAGGAGGUGGUUGUGCCAAAAAGUGGCAAAGUCCGGCGUUUGACAAUAGCAACAAAAUACACGACCCACCGACGCCCUGCCUCAAGAUCCGUCAGAUGUUCGACAAGUACGAGGUGAACGAUCCGAACCUGAAGACGAUCGUGCAGGACGCCAUCCUGGAGAAGGUGGGCGGCCGAUGCAAGAUCUACGACAUCCAGCUCGACCGGAGCAGCUGCUGCGUGUACGUGCGGUGCGCCACGGCCAAGGACGCCGGGAUCGUGCACGACGAAAUUAACGGCUGGUGGUUCGACAACCGGCUCGUCUCGAUCAAGUUCCUGCGGCUCGAACGGUACACGCAAAGGUUUCCACGUUCCGGCGCCGGUCCUACCUGCCUGAAGCCGUCGAACAAGAACAACUCCUCCAUGAGCCACCAGCUGUCGCUGAACAAUGCCAACGGUUCUGGCAAUGGGCGGUUCGGCAACGAUCGACACGAUCCCGACACCGAUCCGGAGGACGAGGAAGAGGACGAUGCCGACGAGGAAGAGGAAGACGAGGAGGAGGUCGAAGAAGAACUGAUGGCGGCAGCGACAAUUGGUGCCAGAUCCGCGCACAACCCGCUCAUGGGACGUCGCUCGGGUUCGGUGGUUAAUGGAAGGCGGGGAGUAGACGAAGGUCAGGAAAACUAGGCAGGGGCAUUGUCGCGAGUGGAACAUUUGGAAUUUGGAAUUCACUUUGAACGAUAUUAAUCAUCACCUCUCUCUCCUCGCCCUACCCACCCCCCCUCUCUCCCUCAAUCACCCACCAACCUUCCUCAUUAACAAAAAAGGAAAAAAAAACAAUACACGGAGAGAGAGGGAGAGCUCGGAUUUUCGCUAGGACGCUUUUCACGCGAAGGUGGAAAAACUUUUACAAGAAACAAGAGUACGAACUCGCGCCCUACACGCACACAUACACAUCAUCAUCAUCAUUAGCGCCUGGCCACAGUCGUUAGACGAAACCGUUGUUUGCCAUUUAUUUUUACUUACAUAGUAUAUAUUCUCCGUUUCUUUUUUACUGUUACGAGUUUUGUAAAUGAUUAUCUUUUUUUUUUUAAUCCGUAGGUUGGCGAGAUUUAUAUAUGUAACGUAACGUAUGGAUAUGAAUAUUAGGGUUGUUGUUUUUCGCAAAAUGUCCUCCAACUGAAACAUCAAAGGUCGUGCAAAGGGCGUAUCAAUACAUACAGUCACACAAGAAAGUAGUAUCCGUACAGUCAUCAAUUACAACUUAAAGCCUAGUUAUCUCAGCGAAUACGUGACCUAGGAUAACCAUUUAAACGAUAUUUUGUAGAUAACCAGGAUUAAACUUAAAAUUGGUGACUGUACGGAUACUUUAUUGUCUGUACUGCACAUAUAUAUUUUGCUACUCACCCUUCGUGUCUACCACCAACCGAACGAUGGUCGUGUGGUAGCAACAUUUUUUAAGGUAAUAAAGAACGGACAGAUAUAGGAUGGGACAGAAUUGCUCUGGCCCGAAAACUGGAAAUUGUAGAAAACAGAUUGCUGUUUGGUGCAUGAACAGAAUGAAUAUGCACUUCACCAAUCAUUUGGAAGCUUUCGUUUGUCUUUUUGCCACAAUGGGGUUUCUUUUUCUUCAAGAAACCGGGGCGGUUGCCUUAGUUACGAAUUGGACUGUUGGCGAUAACCAACUCAGUCAGCGCAUCACUUUUGCUUAUUAAAAACAUAAACUACUCUCGUUUUGCGUUUGAAAAUUCUUACAGCAGAGCGAAACGGAAAGUGCUCUGUUGAAAAUGCGGAACGUAACGUUAAAAAAAAACCCGUGUUAGAAAAAUUAACACCGUCAUUGUUAGGUCUAAUAAAAAAAAACGAUUUGUUGAAUAAUUAUAUAUACUAAUAUGUGAAUGUAUGUA
Messenger RNA from Anopheles coustani, 5001 nucleotides. It is a transcript of the gene MAN1, whose product is annotated as inner nuclear membrane protein Man1. The transcript has 2 exons. NCBI's taxonomy places the organism in Eukaryota, Metazoa, Arthropoda, Insecta, Diptera, Culicidae. Gene Ontology annotation, molecular function: chromatin DNA binding. The coding region runs from base 755 to 3781 and encodes 1008 amino acids. Gene Ontology annotation, biological process: nuclear envelope organization; negative regulation of BMP signaling pathway. The record is from RefSeq and is a predicted model, not a curated record. Gene Ontology annotation, cellular component: nuclear inner membrane.